Molecule: messenger RNA, 615 nt
Organism: Echinostoma caproni
Lineage: Eukaryota; Metazoa; Platyhelminthes; Trematoda; Plagiorchiida; Echinostomatidae
Source: the annotation of a GenBank genome assembly
GAAGAUGGACCGAGUCAGAUGGCAUUAGAAGACCUAGCUAUGUUCCGUUCAGUAAUGGGAUCUACAGUUUUCUACCCUUCCGAUGCUGUGUCGACUGAGCGUGCGGUUGAACUUGCCGCCAACACACUCGGUAUCUGUUUCAUCCGUACUGGAAGACCGAACUGUCCUGUUAUUUACAAGUCAGAUGAACCCUUCGCUAUAGGACACGGAAAGGUGGUGCGCUCUUCAGGAUCAGCGACAGAUCGUCUGACGAUUGUGGCUGCUGGUGUUACAUUGUUUGAAGCACUCAAGGCAGCUGACCUUCUUUCCGCAGAAAAUAUACAAGUACGGGUUAUUGAUCCAUUCACAAUCAAACCAAUGGAUGUGGACUUACUUAAAACAGCUGUUCAGGAAACCUGUGAGCACGUAGUGACCGUCGAAGAUCAUGCACCUGAAGGUGGUAUCGGUGAUGCUGUCGACGGUGCCUUGGCCCUUGCGGGGGUGAAGCACAUCGUGCACCGGCUGGCGGUGCAUGAAGUACCUCGUUCGGGUACAUCCGAGGAACUAAUGCACAAAUAUCGUAUCGAUGCAAAUGCCAUAUUCCUUGCUGUGAAAGAUAUAUUAGCGGGGCUUUAA